Molecule: messenger RNA, 2017 nt
Organism: Physcomitrium patens
Lineage: Eukaryota; Viridiplantae; Streptophyta; Bryopsida; Funariales; Funariaceae
Product: protein disulfide isomerase-like 5-2
Biological process (GO): response to endoplasmic reticulum stress; protein folding
Cellular component (GO): endoplasmic reticulum
Molecular function (GO): protein disulfide isomerase activity
Source: RefSeq, a predicted model, not a curated record
ACAUCCUUCACACAAACACAUUUACCAAUAAAAUUUGAUCUAAGGGUUAUGGGUCACACUAAUUUUUGGCCAGGGUUUUAUGCUGAUCUUUACACACAGUCAGGAUACCACUGUUUGGUGAUUUGAAUCAGUGGUAAGGAAAAAUGGACGAACUGCCUUGCAACGAAAUGCUAGUUCUGCGGAUGCUUGGACUGAUGUGCUUGCGCGGAGUCACUCCAGCGGGCACUGUAACGACGUCCCUACGUGUAGCUUCAAUCAAGCCGUCGUAGUUCUCAGGGAGCGCUGAGUUGUAUCUGGAAUUGUUGUCCUCUGCUGAGGUGCGCCUUGCCUUGCUCAGCCGCCUUGGUUGCUCACUGAAGAGUCUCUGAGAGCUGAUGCUCCGUCCGCUAUGGCAGCAUCACAGAGUGUGAGAGUUUUCUGUUUCUGGGCAAUUGCUCUUCUAUUGGGUUUCUCCAGCGGCCGUGCAGAUGAUCAUGUAGUAGAACCUGCUGCAGCCGGCCGAGUUUUGGAGCUUACCGACGAUAAUUUUGAGACUGAAAUCGCUAAGCAUGAUCACAUCUUGGUGGAUUUCUACGCGCCUUGGUGUGGCUUCUGCAAUCGCCUUUCGCCUCAGUUGGACAUCGCAGCUCCUGUUCUAGUUCAAGGUUCAAGGCCAAUCUUUUUGGCGAAAAUUGAUGUCGAAAAACACUCAAAGGUUGGCUCUAAAUACAAAAUCAGUGCCUUUCCUACUCUAAAGUAUUUUAUCAAGGGACUCCCUACAGAUUACACCGGCCCUCGUAAAGCUGAUGGCAUAAUAACUCACUUGAGGCGGUUGUCGGCUCCUUCGAUUGAACAGUUGAAUUCUGAGGCAGAAUUGCACGGAUUCGUCAAAUCAAUUGGGACUGAGAUUCCCCUCUUUAUUGGCUUUGGGCUUAAAGCUACUGACUUAGAGGAAUUUGCCAACAAGUACCGAUCUAAGGCAUGGUUUGCGGUUAUGGAAACGUUUUCCGAAGAAAUUAUGGAAGACUUCAAUUUUGACAAAGGUCCUGCACUUGUAGUGACGCGUGGGGAACAUGGGGAGAAAACUACGUUUUAUGGUCCUUUUGAAGCGGAGGACGUUACUGAAUUUGUUCUUCUAAAUCUGCUUCCUCUAGUUUCUCAUAUGACUCCAGAGACUUUAAGAUCAGUUAGGGAAGACGGGCGUCCAGUCGUGGUAGCAGUUCUGGAAUCUGAGAGUGCACCCGAAGACAAAGAAUUCAUCAAGAAACUGAAAAUGGCUGCUCCAGCUUAUCGCAAAUUUGUGUUCGCGUAUGUGGUUGCUCCUCAGUGGCCAGAGUUUUUGCGUCCUUUCUGGAUCAGGAAAGAGACCAAGCUUCCUACAGUGUUUGUCUGGACUGAUGACACUUUUGUGGUGAGCAACAAGUCCGAUGCUUUCAUCGGCUCCUCGGUGGAGACAGAGCUGUAUAAUCUCCUGCAAAUGUACCAAGACAACGUCCUGAAGCGACACAAGAUGCGGACCCCAUCGUUGUGGGAACGAGCCACUGCCAAUCUACCCCUCACAGUCGGUUACGGAUUCUUGUGCCUAGGCAUCCUGAUCUUGUUGCUCAAGGGUUGGGACACCCGUGCCCAUCAAGAGGUUCGAGAAGAGCACAGCGAUGCUACAGGUGGAAGUUCAGCUGAGGGCAGAGGUUCCAGAGGUGACAAGAAGGAGGACUGAUUGAUCUCAUACCACCAAUCCAUAGUCUUCUGCACAUCAGGUGAUAGGCCCCACUUGAUCAGUUACUCAGUCUGUAUCUUUUGACAAGAGUAUGGAUUUUUUUUAUAAAAUGAGAACCUUUGUACAGAAAAGGAAGUUGCAGUGAGAGUCAAGUUUUAAUUGUUGAUACUCUUGGUGGUAAUUAAAGAGUUUAGAGUUUUUGCAAGGCUGUCAAUUUUCAGACCCUGUUUUUGGGUUCGAUUGUCUAGCCCUCCAUUCAAUUGACUCGCUGAAGUCUUCACCCAUAGGGCAUCCAAAUCAGGCUGUGGGAUUUUUUCUAUU